CAUUCCCAACUUAUUCCCUUAUAAACGCUGCAACUGCAGCAGAGCAGCGAAGCCAAAGCAUUUGAUCCCUCAUAUUUGGCUUGUUUUCGAGAAUCGACCCUUUAAAUUUUCGAGAUAUUUCAAUUUAGUCCAAAAAUGCUUUUAAGGAGCGCUUCGUCACCGAUGCUCAAUUCAUGGGCUCCGCACUCUAAGGAGCCAUCGCCGCCGCCGGAGCACGAGUUUCCUUACCAUAUUUCCCGAACCCGAACCGUUUCGUUCACUGUUUCCUGUUCCGUUGGAUCGAACGACGAUUUGACUCGGAAGAUGAAGAGGGCAGUAUCGGAGACGGAUCUGAGGGACCUGGUAGUUCCGAUGAUGAAAGCCGGUAAUAAAGGUUGUGGAAUUUUGAACGGGAUUUGUGUUGAGGAAGAAGAGGAGGUGGAGAAAGAGGAAGCUGGAUUUGAGUGGUUGAGAGCGGCGUCUCUUGGGGUUGAGGAAGAAUGUGCGAUAGGCAGCGGCGGAGGAAAGAUCUGUGGUGGCGGUAGAGGAGGCAGCGGUGGUGGAUCCGACGGUGGUGAUAACGAAUGGGGUUAUUGGGAUCCGAAUAACGGGAAUGACAUCACCGAUUCUUAUUAUCAGAAAAUGAUCCAAGCUAAUCCUGGGAAUUCUCUUCUCCUCGGCAAUUACGCUAGAUUCUUGAAAGAGGUUUGUGGGGAUUUGGUGAAAGCCGAGGAAUAUUAUGGGAGAGCAAUCUUGGCAAAUCCAAAUGAUGGGAAUGUUCUGUCUUCUUAUGCCGAUUUAAUCUGGCAAACUCACAAAGAUGCCCCGAGAGCUGAAACUUACUUUGAUCGAGCUGUUAAAGCUUCCCCUGAUGACUGUUUUGUGCUAGCAUCAUAUGCACGAUUUCUAUGGGAUGCCGAGGAAGAAGACGAGGAAGAUGAUAAUAAAGUUGGCAAAAAUUUGAGUUAUGGGUCUGAUCAAAGCUUUUUCCCCGGAGUUCAUCCAACGCCGCCUCCUUUGGCUGCUGCUUCUUAAGCCUCUUUGUGUGGAAUAACUUGUACUUAUCUUUUCUGACCUUUGUUAAUUCUGGUGAUCUUUGGAGGUUUUAUUUAAUUAGGUUUUUCAUUACCAUUGUAGAAAAGAGUGAGAUUAGUAGUUAAUUGAGAGCUGUGUUUUGCUUUUUUCCA
Hibiscus syriacus is the source of this 1166-nucleotide messenger RNA. RefSeq lists its product as uncharacterized. The coding region runs from base 136 to 1014 and encodes 292 amino acids. The record is from RefSeq and is a predicted model, not a curated record. Lineage: Eukaryota; Viridiplantae; Streptophyta; Magnoliopsida; Malvales; Malvaceae. Gene Ontology annotation, molecular function: protein binding. The transcript is spliced from 3 exons.